GUUAACUUUCCACUGCUUCUCUCAAAGAAACAAUUCAAGGAUGUCUCAGUGAACGACGGAUCGCGAUUCAAGAUUGCUAGGACGUUAAUACCAUUAUUAUUCACUAUACUUCUCGCGAGCAAGACUAUUUCUCUUUAGGAUAAGGAUAAUACGACAAAAAGCAUUCCCAGUGAUUUGCAAUACGAAACAACUCUUUAAAUGCAACGCUGUUUGAUUUAUGAGAAAAGUAUGGCAGCCGAGACGAAGAACGGCGGAACAUCUCUGAGCAACUGUAAAGACCACAGCAGGAGAAAAUUACUUGUCGGAGUGGACCUCUUCUGUCUCUUUUUAGCCGGCCUGCCUUUCUUGGUCAUUGAGACCAGCGCUGUUCAGCCUUACCGUAGAGGCUUUUACUGCGACGAUGAGUCCAUCACGUACCCGGCCAAAAAUGGAGACACCAUUAGCGACGGUGUGCUUAGUGCUGCUGGCAUUCUUAUCACCAUCCUCUCUAUCAUCAUUGGGGAGAGCUACCGGAUCUACUUCCUCAACGAGGGCUCCAAGUCAUUUGUAGGGAAUCCCUACAUCUCCGCCCUGUACAAGCAGGUGGGCGUGUUUGUCUUUGGCUGCGCCAUCAGUCAGUCUUUCACCGACAUCGCCAAAGUGUCGGUGGGCCGCCUGCGCCCGCAUUUUCUCGACGUGUGCAAACCCGACUUCACCACUAUCAACUGCUCCCUGGGCUACAUCACCGACUACCAGUGUCAGGGGCCCGAGAGUAGAGUCCAAGAGGCCAGGAAGUCUUUCUUUUCUGGACACGCCUCCUUUUCCAUGUACACUAUGCUUUAUCUGGUGUUUUACCUUCAGUCUCGUUUCUCCUGGCACGGAGCCCGGUUGCUGCGCCCUCUGACCCAGUUCACCCUCAUCAUGAUGUCCUUCUACACCGGCCUGUCCCGCGUCUCUGAUCACAAGCAUCACCCCACUGACGUUUUGGCUGGUUUCGUUCAGGGUGCGCUGGUGGCCUACUGCAUUGUGUUCUUCGUCUCAGAUUUGUUCAAGGCCAAAGGGAGACGUUGCGCCUUAUCUUUGACUCCUGUGAAGAAAGACCUUGUCCCUCCAGCAGACAUCAGAGAGAGGAGCAAUCAUCUCAUCAUGGCAUAGCAAGCCCUGCAAACUGUCCAUUCAAAAAUCACUAUGACAGACACUGGCCCCGCAAACUGGGACUAAAUGAACUCGAACAGUGUGUGGAGGAAGUAGAAGA
This is a messenger RNA of Syngnathus acus (greater pipefish), 1234 nucleotides long. Its product is annotated as phospholipid phosphatase 3-like. Lineage: Eukaryota; Metazoa; Chordata; Actinopteri; Syngnathiformes; Syngnathidae. Gene Ontology annotation, molecular function: phosphatidate phosphatase activity. The transcript is spliced from 6 exons. Gene Ontology annotation, biological process: phospholipid metabolic process; canonical Wnt signaling pathway; phospholipid dephosphorylation. Bases 199 to 1134 code for a protein of 311 amino acids. The record is from RefSeq and is a predicted model, not a curated record.